UGGAGCAAGAUGGCUGCGGAGCAGGGCGUGAGGGUCGUCGGGCCCCGGCCCGGAGGGGGACUGGGAAGGGUGAUUCGGGCCCUCGUGCUGCUUCUGUGUUUUGUGGCCCGCGGAGGCGCGCUUUACUUCCACAUCGGGGAGACCGAAAAGAAGUGCUUUAUUGAGGAGAUCCCGGACGAGACCAUGGUUAUAGGAAACUACCGGACGCAGCUGUAUGACAAGCAGCGGGAGGAGUACCAGCCGGCCACCCCCGGGCUCGGCAUGUUCGUGGAGGUGAAGGACCCAGAGGACAAGAACCUUCUGGCCCGUCAGUACGGCCCUCAGGGCAGCUUCACCUUCACCUCCCAGUCUCCAGGAGAGCACCAGAUCUGCCUCCACCUUGAGUCUAUCCGGUUCGCCCUCUUCUAUGAUGGCAAGCUGGCGAUUCACUUGGAUAUGCAGUUGGGUGAACGCAGCAACGAUUACGCGGAGUUUGCAGCCAAGGACAAGCUGACCCAGCUGCAUCUGCGUGUCCAGCAGCUUGUGGAGCAGGUGGAGUUGAUCCAGAAGGAGCAGGAAUACCAGAGGUGGCGAGAGGAGCGCUUCCGGCAGACCAGCGAGAGCACCAACCAGCGGGUGCUGUGGUGGUCCAUUCUGCAGACCUUCAUCCUCGUGGCCACAGGUGUCUGGCAGAUGCAGCACCUCAAGAGUUUCUUUAAAGCCAAGAAGCUGGUGUAG
Molecule: messenger RNA, 717 nt
Organism: Puma concolor (puma)
Lineage: Eukaryota; Metazoa; Chordata; Mammalia; Carnivora; Felidae
Source: RefSeq, a predicted model, not a curated record